UGCUCCUGUUCGGUUUCCCGCUAAUUUUUCCUCCCAUCGCCAUCCCCAAUCUCUCCAUCUCGCCGUCGUAGAUUCUUCCCUCCCCUCUCGGAUUCCGAUGAACGGCCGGGAGGUGAGCCUAGUGACCUCCGCCACUCUCUUCGGGGCGCUCGCCUCCGCCGUCGCUCUCGGCUUCCUCUUCACCUUCGACCCCCUGAAGAAGACGAAGAACAAGAACAAGUACAGCAGCAGCAGCAGCAGCAGUAAUCAGCACGAACGCUCCUCCUCUCCUCCUCCCCUCAGCAAGCCCUGUCCUUUCGAUCCCUCCAAGCGCCAUGGGUACCUGUCUUGGGAUGACUACUUCAUGGCCAUCGCCUUCCUGUCCGCCGAAAGAUCCAAGGACCCCAACAGGCAGGUUGGCGCGUGCUUGGUGAGUCAGAAUGGGAUUAUACUUGGGAUUGGCUACAAUGGAUUUCCCAGAGGUUGUUCUGAUGACAAGCUUCCUUGGGCCAAGAAAUCCAAAUCUGGAGAUCCUUUGGAGACAAAAUACCCAUAUGUGUGUCAUGCUGAGGUCAAUGCUAUCCUCAACACAAACCACGCUUCUGCUGCUGGACAGAAGCUUUAUGUGACGAUGUUUCCUUGCAAUGAAUGUGCAAAGAUUAUUAUUCAGUCAGGAGUUUCUGAAGUUAUAUAUUUCGUGGAGAAGAGGCUCAACAAUUCACAGGUCGAAUAUAUUGCAUCUCACAAACUUCUGUCAAUGGCUGGUGUGAGAGUAAGAAAACAUAGGCCACAAAAGGAACAAAUUUUGAUCAAUUUUGAGGAGGCCAUCGUGUAGCAUUACCCUACAUCUGCUAAUUAAUUUUCAUAAUUUGUUUGGUGUGCCAGUAUUUCAGUAAUUGUACCGCUUCAUUGCAAUACAUAUGGCUUAUGCAUGCAAUAUGGUCAAAUUUUCGGCCCUUUCGUCA
Eucalyptus grandis is the source of this 944-nucleotide messenger RNA. RefSeq names its product deoxycytidylate deaminase. The coding region runs from base 98 to 814 and encodes 238 amino acids. NCBI's taxonomy places the organism in Eukaryota, Viridiplantae, Streptophyta, Magnoliopsida, Myrtales, Myrtaceae. Gene Ontology annotation, molecular function: hydrolase activity; zinc ion binding. The record is from RefSeq and is a predicted model, not a curated record. The transcript has 9 exons.